Molecule: messenger RNA, 543 nt
Organism: Mesocestoides corti
Lineage: Eukaryota; Metazoa; Platyhelminthes; Cestoda; Cyclophyllidea; Mesocestoididae
Source: the annotation of a GenBank genome assembly
AUGCCAGAGGCGAAAAGCGAAUUUUCGUGGCCCUGGCAGUUUAAUUUCCCACCCUUUUUCACGCUCCAACCUAAUGAGGAGACACGACACAAGCAGAUGGACGCUUGGUGCCAGUUGGUGCUAGAUUAUUUUCAGAGCAAGAAACAAACCUCAGUUGAUGUUUCUUCCAUGAUGAACUCCAAAUGCGAACUAUUUUCCAACCCAAAAAUCAAUCGGCGAGCAAACUCCCAGCUCAUUAAAGCCAUUUUUGACGAGUUGCACGGUCGCGGUAAUUUAGAAUGGACUGAUAGAGCCCAUAAUAACGCCAACAUAAUCUGGCGCAAGCCGAGUGGAUGGGCUCAGGAAAUUGAGAAGUGGGUGCGUGCCACCGGCAGAGGGAACACCGUGUGCACCGUCUACGAGAUCGUUGAUGGUGAUGACACCGAGGGAGAGGCGUUCCACGGCAUCGACCAGGCCGUCAUCCUCGAGGCCCUUCGCUACAUGGAGAAGCAUGGAAAGGCCGAAAUAAUGAACGGUGGAGAGGGCGUAAAGUUCUUCGUCUAG